Saccharomyces kudriavzevii IFO 1802 is the source of this 1197-nucleotide messenger RNA. RefSeq names its product putative acyltransferase (gene CST26). The transcript has a single exon. NCBI's taxonomy places the organism in Eukaryota, Fungi, Ascomycota, Saccharomycetes, Saccharomycetales, Saccharomycetaceae. Gene Ontology annotation, molecular function: acyltransferase activity. The record is from RefSeq and is a predicted model, not a curated record. Gene Ontology annotation, cellular component: endomembrane system. Bases 1 to 1197 code for a protein of 398 amino acids.
AUGCUGCGUCAAAAAGUAAUUCAUAAGGUUAGAAAGUUUGUCGUCCCAGGUGUCUCUUUAUUAAUUUUCUUCCAGGGCUGCAUUAUUCUUCUGUUUCUCCAAGUAACAUAUAAAACUAUUUAUUGCAGAAAUGCCAUAAGGAAGCAGGCUGGUCUUAAUAGAACCAAAAGACUAUUUAUCGUCUUGGUAUCAUCCAUUCUGCAUGUCGUCGCACCAUCUGCUGUGAGAAUAACCACUGAAAACUCCAGUAUUCCUAAAGGGACGUUUUUCAAGGACCCAAGAAAGAACAGAAUUCUUUCUCAUUUAAAACCAAAUUCUGUGGCUAUUUGUAAUCAUCAAAUAUAUACGGAUUGGAUAUUUUUAUGGUGGUUAGCCUAUACUUCAAACUUAGCGGCCAACGUAUUCAUCAUCUUGAAAAAGUCAUUAGCGUCCAUUCCUAUUAUUGGCUUCGGUAUGAAAAAUUAUCACUUCAUUUUUAUGAGUAGAAAGUGGGCUCAAGAUAAAAUUACCUUAAGCAAUAGCCUUGCAGGCCUUGAUUCGAAUGCAAGGGGUAUCGGUUCACUUGCUGGGAGGUCACCUGAACGUAUAAGUGAAGAAGGAGAAAGUAUAUGGAAUCCCGAGAUCAUUGACCCAGAACAAACCCACUGGCCAUACAAUCUAAUUCUCUUCCCCGAAGGUACCAAUCUCAGCGCUGACACUCGACAAAAGAGUGCCAGAUACGCUGCAAAAAUAGGGAAAAAACCGUUCAAAAACGUAUUAUUACCUCACUCUACAGGCUUGCGAUUCUCACUACAAAAGUUGAAACCGAGUAUUGGCGUUCUUUAUGAUGUCACGAUUGGUUACUCUGGUGUGAAACAGGAGGAGUACGGUGAAGAAAUAUAUGGACUGAAAAGCAUCUUUUUGGAAGGAAGGUAUCCCAAGUUAGUUGAUAUUCAUAUCAGAGCAUUUGAUGUCAGGGAUAUUCCAUUAGAUGGUGAAAAUGAAUUUUCCGAGUGGUUGUAUAAAACCUGGAGCGAGAAAGAUGCCUUAUUGGAAAGGUACUAUUCUACAGGAUCAUUUGUGGCUGAUGUCGAAGCAAACCAUUCAGUUACCGAUAGCUUUAAGAUCAACCGUAUUGAAUUAAUUGAGGUGCUAAUAUUGCCAACCCUAACAAUAAUUUGGUUAGUUUAUAAACUCUUUUCCAUUUUGUUUUUAUAG